Molecule: messenger RNA, 4433 nt
Organism: Pteropus alecto (black flying fox)
Lineage: Eukaryota; Metazoa; Chordata; Mammalia; Chiroptera; Pteropodidae
Gene: ZNF200
Product: zinc finger protein 200
Exons: 5
Coding region: 264-1451 (395 amino acids)
Source: RefSeq, a predicted model, not a curated record
GCGUCCCGGUUGUGCUCCCCAACUGACGGUGGCCCACACCAAUAGUCGUCCGCGACCUGUGAGGACAUUCGGAAGGGCGAGGGGAGGGUUCGGCCUCUUGCUCCUAGUUUCCCGAUCUGUCCCUGAGCUUAAAUCUCUGGGCCGCCCUCAUUGAGCGCCCAGGUGCCGCAGAACCUCCAACAGCUUUCCAACAGAUUUCCUUUAGUAAGAGUUGGGUUUCGAAGCUCUGCAGAAACAAGUGUGGUGUGUGAUUUCAAGAUACUAUGGCUGCAAAAGUGUUUCCUAUGCCCCCGAAGCCAAAACAGUCCUUUAUACUGAGAGUUCCUCCAAACUCCAAGCUGGGCCAAGACCUACUUCGAGAUGCUACUGGUGGGCCCAAGACCAUCCACCAGCUGGUUCUGGAGCACUUCCUCACCUUCUUGCCCAAGCCAGGCCUGGCCCAGCCCAGUGAGAAAGUCAAGGAGACCUUGGUUAUCAUGAAGGAUGUGAGCUCAAACUUUCAGAACAGAGUGCAACAUCGUCCCUUAGUGAAGCUUCUGACCAGAGAAGGAAUUCAGCAGAAACAAGAGACAGUGUCUAUGUGCUUGAAAGCUAAGCCCGAGGAGCUGGUGGUCUUUGAGGAUUUAAAUGUAUUUCACUCCCAAGAAGAAUGUGUGAGCCUGAAUCCUACUCAACAGCCCACCUCAGAGAAGGAAGAAGAGAGUGUUGGGGAGAUGAUGUUACUGGUCAAUGACAGUAAUCUUGAGGAUGAAGAUAAUAGAGAAAAGUCUUCAGAAUGUGAUGAAAUGGAUUGUUUCAUGGUCUCCAAGCAACCUCCAGAUUGCCAUAAAGAAAAAAGACUGAAUACAUCCAAUCCAAAGGAAAAGAAAAUGAGAAAUCUUUUAAUUACCAUUGAAAAUGAUACUCCACUAGAGGAACUCUCAAAAUAUGUGGAUAUCAAUGUUGUUGCACUUACCCGAAAUCGGAGAACAAGAAGAUGGUACACUUGUCCACUGUGUGGGAAACAGUUUAAUGAAAGUUCUUACCUUAUUUCCCACCAGAGGACCCACACUGGAGAAAAACCCUAUGACUGUAGUCACUGUGGGAAAAGCUUCAAUCAUAAAACAAACCUUAAUAAACAUGAGCGAAUCCAUACAGGAGAGAAACCUUAUUCAUGUUCUCAGUGUGGAAAAAAUUUCCGUCAAAACUCUCAUCGGAGUCGCCAUGAAGGAAUCCAUAUAAGGAAGAAGAUAUUCAAAUGUCCAGAAUGUGGGAAAACCUUCCCAGAGAACAAAGAAUUUGUGCUUCAUCUGCAGAGUCAUGUGGCUGAGAGGCCAUACGGCUGCAAAAAAUGUGGGAGAAGAUUCGGUCGGUUGUCAAACUGUACCCGGCACGAGAAAACCCAUUUGGCAUGUAAAACCCGAAAGCAGAAGUGGGAUCGGGAAAGAUCUGAUGGUCCUGCCUCAACCUGAAAUGUUUCAUAAGGAAUUCUGAAUUCCUAGGCUGUCUGAAAAGAUAGAGAUAUGUGAAAACCUCAUAGUAGCCAAAAUUGGAUAAAUACCCAGCUUGGCUGAAACCUCAAAUUUUUAAAAAAAUCGCAGGGAAGAAAACAUCGUCAAGGGCUAUACCUCAGUUAGCAUCCAGGCUUUUUGGACUAAGGAGCUUUCUUUUGUGAACUUACAACAAUGUAUAGGUCAUAUAUCUCUUUCCAGAGAAAGGCUUUGAAUACGAGUCUGGAGGCUGCUUACCUGCAAGGUGAACAGAGUGAUUCUUGUGUACUGAAAGUAUAUCCAUUCCCAGCCCCCCCACCACACAUAUGAAUUCACACAUGAAAAAAGAGAAAUAAUGCAAAGGUUUUCUGGACUAGUGUUCCCCUAAAAGAACCAAACUACUGAUUUGUUAAACCAACAGCUGUUAUCAAGCAAUUUGUAUAACCCUUUAAGAACACCCUGUUAAAACUUGAGUGUUGAGAGGGAUUAUUUACUUUGGAAUAUAGGCAAAUAUACAGCAAUUGAAUAUCAAAGGCUUACUCUGACAUUUGUAUGUGAUUUAAACUAAUGAUCAAUUUCAGUAACAUUUGCAAUUUACAGUGAAAAGUGACUUACAAAAAUCCUUUUCACAACGUAAUUUUUAAAUGUCUGCUGUUCUUACUAUUUCUUGUUCAGCUAGUAAUUGCUCAAAAGCCCUCUCUUGCCUUUUCCAUACCACAAAAGAAGUUUAGAUUGCUCAGGCCCGGCCACCCAUCCCUACUACGGAAAAACUCUUCAGAAUCUUGUCCCUCUGCUGAGCCAAGAAGAAAACUUCCUAGGGAGGAAAUGCCAAUAUCCUGAAAAGGAGGAGGGAGAUAUUGGCUUGGAUCUGUGGCUGCUCAGUAACUUAACCAUAUGCUUAAUUCCCUUCUAAGCAGUUAUCAGACCUUUGGCAGUGGGUGGUCACUACCUCACAAGCAGAGUGUUUUUAGAAAUCAUGUCUCCAGUGGCUAGCUCACAUUGCCCCUCAAGAAACAGGAUUCCAGUGUCUUCAUCAUAGCAAAUAUUUGUUCUCUUUGGCCUCCCAAUAUCCAGGCUUCCCUGACUUGUCUGCCCAGAGGCAAGGCCAGCGGUGCCUUCAUAGGCCCACUCCUGUGGUAAGUGAUUUUAGGGAUUCUUGAGCAGUUUUGCUCUUUUUGGGUGUCCCAGAUUUUUACAUUGGUGUUUAAUUGGAAUAAUCCUAUAAACUACGUGAGGAAAUUAACUUUACAAAUUUUGUUUCCCAUCCAGAAACAUGACUCUUCAUUUAUUUGAGUAUUACUUAGUAAAUAUUUCUAAUUUUCACAUAAGUUCUACACAAUUUUGUUAUUGUAAAUAGAUUUUUUCAUUAUAUUUUUCUAGUUAUUGUUCUUACAUACAAAAGUUAUUUUUAAUUAUAUAUUUGUGAAACUAGCGACCUCACUGAAUGUUCUUAAUUUUCAAUAAUUUCUCAGUUCUGUUAUAAUUUGUGGUUAAUUAUACCAUCUACAAAAUAGUUUUCUGCCUAUUGCUCUCUUUUUUGUUAUUUUUUAAACAUAUAGCUCUAAGCUUCAUUUUGGUACAAAACAUUUUAUGAUACAGUGCAGUCCUGAAUUCUGAUUUAAAAACAACAAAAACCAGCACUAAAAGACCACAAAAAAAACUGUCCUUUUUAAACUUUGUAUUUCAAGCCUACAAUAUUCUUUAAAACCAGGGACAAAACUGGCUGCCAACAUAAUUCUUUUAUUCCUCCAGAAGUCUGGGCGGGGUCCACCAAGUUAUUGCACAGAGAACCGGCCUGCACACCUCCAAAACAAAGGCUGAGUGGCUGCCAGGCAGUACCAGAGAAGGUGAGGUCCCCAGUGUGGCCCCAGUAUGAGAUGGUCUUGGCCCCUGCCCAAUGGUAGGGCCACAUGACAUGGUCUCCAAGUCAUGUAGGUGGGUGAUGCUCCCACAACCCAAAUUUCCCCAUACCUGAGAGGUGUCCUCCAUGUCCCUGGCUUCUGUGUGGGGAAGGGCCUGUGUAGUCAAGUUCAUGGGUGCCUGUUGUUCCAGAAAGGUGGAGCCUGGACAGGCCUGACUUCCCCAUGCCUGUCCCCACAAACCCAGGAGGGGCUGGAGGGAAGUGCCCUUCACCCCUGCCCAGGAGCACAGGGCCAGGAUACCCAGGGUCACCCACCCUCAAACACAAUAGCACCAGAAAGCUGUUAGACAAUGGCUAAGUGUUCAAUAAAGAGUCCAACAACAAAUUAAUGGAAAAAAGUAAACACAUCAAUAAGUGGUUUUUCAGUAGAGCAACAAGUGCCAGUGGCUAGUUAGAAAAUAUGGAGGACCAAAGAUCCAAUUCCAAUAGUAAUUACAAAUGGAAAGCAUGCAUCCCCUAAAAAUGUACCUGGGAUCUUGGGUUGUAAAGGGGAACAACACACCAAUAAAAGGGUUUUUUUUUUUUUUUUUGGUGGGUGGGGCAGAAAUUCAGUAAAGGUGAAAAAUAUGUAUGUAGCUACACGGUGUGACAAGUGCUAGGAUGGUAAAAGAUUUAGGAGAGUAUUACAGGUGGAUUUUCCAGAGAGGACUCGGGAAGUGGCAUUUAAGCAACAAAAGGAUGAGAUGGGGGAGGAUGGGGACAGCAAAGGGAUGUGGCUAAAAGAAAUGAAAGAAUGUUCAACCUUACUAGUAAUCUAAGAAUUAUAAAUUAAAAGAACAAGAUGUCAUUUUAGGUGUGUUAAAUAAGCAGGGUGUGUGUGUGUGUGUGUGUGUGUGUGAAUGGCAUGGCAAAAGAGGAAUGAUAGUGGCAUCCAUCCACUGUGACAAGAAUGUUAAAAGAUUAUUAUUCCUUGACUCAAAACUUUUCUAUGUAUCAAGGGAAAAUAUCACAUUAUAAUACUGAAAAAUUAGAAACAACCUAAAUUAUUGAACAAAUACGAUGGAAUAUAAAGCUAAUAAAAACAAUGUUUUUCAUUAAUCUUA